UUCAAAUUGAUUUCCCUCGCUACCUCUUUCUCUGGGCCUGACCUUUCUAGCCGAGCCACAAUAGCCCAUUGAACAGUUUAACUGAAAUUUACUUUUUGUCAAAAAAUGAAUUCGGAUGGCCGAGCCAGCACUGGCGCCAACGGCUCGUGUAGAUGGUGGGCGGUGGCCCUCUCUGUUAGCGAUUCAACGAAUAUUCUCGAACCCAAGGCAUCGCGAUAAAACUAAUAAACCCUAAACAAACCUCACUCCUACCAGUCCCAGCGCCAGCGGCCUUCUUUCCCAGCUUUCCUUAUCUACUUCUUCCCACUCUCAUCCAACUCCUGCAGAAGGAGAAACGUUCAACGCUCACAAUUUACAAGGAAGCGUCGAGCAACAGGAAUGGCAACUUCCAGUGCCAUCACCACCGCCUCCGUUUUCGGCUCUCCCUCGCAGGCGACUUUGAGGAGGAAAGUGACCCCGCGGCAGAACCAAAGGUUCAACUUUGGGCAAUCCACCAGGAGGUUAUCUGUCAGAGCAAAUGCUAAAGACAUUGCAUUUGACCAAGACUCGCGGAGGGCGUUGCAGGCUGGCAUUGAUAAGCUUGCUGAUGCUGUUGGGCUCACCCUCGGCCCCAGGGGGAGGAAUGUUGUCCUUGACGAGUAUGGCAGCCCCAAGGUUGUCAAUGAUGGUGUAACCAUUGCACGAGCAAUUGAAUUGCCUGAUGCCAUGGAGAAUGCUGGAGCAGCUCUCAUUAGAGAGGUUGCUAGCAAAACAAACGACUCAGCCGGUGAUGGAACGACAACUGCAUCUGUUCUUGCUAGGGAGAUCAUUAAACUUGGGCUCUUGUCUGUUACAUCUGGUGCAAAUCCAGUUUCUCUAAAGAAGGGAAUUGAUAAAACUGUUCUGGGUUUGAUUGAAGAGCUUGAAAAGAAGUCUAGGCCUGUUAAAGGUCGUGAUGACAUUAAAGCUGUUGCUACUAUUUCUGCUGGAAAUGAUGAGCUCAUUGGGACAAUGAUUGCUGAUGCUAUUGACAAGGUUGGCCCUGAUGGUGUCCUGUCAAUUGAGUCAUCCUCCUCUUUCGAGACCACUGUAGAAGUUGAAGAAGGAAUGGAGAUAGACAGAGGUUAUAUCUCCCCUCAGUUUGUGACGAACCCAGAGAAACUUAUCUGUGAGUUUGAGAAUGCUAGGGUAUUGAUUACAGACCAAAAGAUAACAGCAAUCAAAGACAUAAUUCCUUUACUGGAGAAGACGACUCAGCUGAGAGCUCCUUUGCUUAUCAUUGCUGAGGAUAUUACUGGGGAGGCUUUGGCAACCUUAGUUGUUAACAAGCUCCGAGGUAUCGUCAAUGUCGCUGCCAUUAAAGCACCAGGAUUUGGUGAAAGGAGAAAGGCCUUGCUUCAAGAUAUUGCCAUUUUGACAGGAGCUGAAUUCCAAGCUAGUGAUCUUGGGUUGCUAGUGGAGCAAACUGACAUCGACCAGCUGGGUUUGGCCAGGAAGGUGACCAUAAGCAAGGACUCGACGACCAUAAUUGCUGAUGCGGCUUCCAAGGAUGAGCUGUCUUCCAGGGUUGCACAGUUGAAGAAGGAACUGUCGGAGACUGAUUCUGUCUACGACUCGGAGAAGCUUGCGGAGAGGAUAGCCAAGUUGUCUGGUGGAGUUGCUGUGAUUAAAGUAGGAGCUGCAACAGAGACUGAACUCGAGGACCGAAAACUCCGUAUUGAGGAUGCCAAGAAUGCAACUUUUGCGGCUAUUGAAGAAGGCAUUGUCCCUGGUGGUGGAGCUGCACUUGUUCACCUGUCGACUCUCGUGCCUGCCAUAAAGGAAAAGCUGGAAGAUGCUGAUGAGCGCCUUGGUGCUGACAUCAUACAGAAGGCGUUGGUAGCUCCAGCAUCUUUGAUAGCUCAGAACGCUGGAGUUGAAGGGGAAGUGGUAGUUGAGAAGGUGAAGGAGAGUGAAUGGGAGGUUGGUUACAAUGCCAUGACCGAUACGUACGAGAACCUGGUGGAGGCUGGAGUGAUCGACCCAGCUAAGGUGACAAGGUGUGCGCUGCAGAAUUCGGCAUCGGUUGCUGGAAUGGUGCUGACAACCCAGGCCAUCGUUGUGGACAAGCCUAAACCCAAAUCACCAGCUGCUGCUGCUCCGCAAGGAAUGACUGUCUAGUCAAAGAAACAACCCCGCCCAUUUCACUUUAGAAGGAAAGUUGUAUCAUUAGUUAGGAAUUUUAUCAAAAGAUGUCUGGGGUACUUUUCCUGGCGCUGAACCUGAAGAGCGAAUAGUGCGGGUGUUUUUGUAGUGAGGAUUGUGAUGAAGCAUCUGGGAUAGAAAGGAUCGUCUUUCUCGUAGAGAAAUUUCAGAACUGGAAUCAGUUUGUAAGGUUCUAGUGUAUCGAAUUGGAGAUUAAUAAGUUCACAAAAUCCGGUGAUGAGUACUCCCCAGUUUCCAGGUUGUGUCAAUCCACAUGUUGAAUUCACCCAGAUACGAAUAUGCAGGUUAACU
This is a messenger RNA of Linum trigynum, 2475 nucleotides long. Lineage: Eukaryota; Viridiplantae; Streptophyta; Magnoliopsida; Malpighiales; Linaceae. The record is from the annotation of a GenBank genome assembly.